This is a messenger RNA of Parnassius mnemosyne (clouded apollo), 591 nucleotides long. NCBI's taxonomy places the organism in Eukaryota, Metazoa, Arthropoda, Insecta, Lepidoptera, Papilionidae. The record is from the annotation of a GenBank genome assembly.
AUGAAGGUACUAGUCGGCCUCGUCAGUUGCUUACUCUAUCGAUAUGUGAACCCCGAAAUAAGAGACAGUGUGAUGGUCAACAAACUUAUCAAGGUAAAACCAGUAGGCAGCAAUAUACAAAGAAGCUUCGUACCUCUAACGGAGAUUCCACCACCACACAUUCAUGGAGCGUCCGGUCGGCGGCAUAUGGAAAACGAGUGUACUAAGAAGCCAACAGGAAAAGAAGUGCACGAUGGACCCCGAGUAGAAUUAUUUGGCGAUUACUACGAUGACGGAGGGGCAAAGACCGUGGCCACGGUGAUCAUACCAGAUCACAUCGAUCACAAGCAUUUCGAAGUGACAUCACAAGUACCCUACCUUACGGUGGGACACAUUGAAGCUCUUGGCUACCACCCAAGCACGAUCAAAAGCGAUCACCCCAGCGAAUGUGAAAAGAUUUAUCAGGAUCAUCUAGAAACCCUGUACUCCGAUGAGUCGACGGACUACUCUGAAGAGUCAUUGGAGAUGGCGAGGAUGCCGCUAUUCCCUGGAGGUGUACCGCCAGCGUCUGCUGAAAAGCGAUUGGAAAACAUGUACAGCGAAUUGGAGUAA